This is a messenger RNA of Aspergillus wentii DTO 134E9, 468 nucleotides long. RefSeq names its product GFA family protein. Gene Ontology annotation, molecular function: carbon-sulfur lyase activity. The record is from RefSeq and is a predicted model, not a curated record. Lineage: Eukaryota; Fungi; Ascomycota; Eurotiomycetes; Eurotiales; Aspergillaceae. The coding region runs from base 1 to 468 and encodes 155 amino acids. The transcript has a single exon.
AUGAGUACCAAGCCCGUCAUCCAAGGCAGCUGUGCCUGUCGCUACGUCCGUUAUACCGUCUCGCAACUGCCCAGCAUUGUGGUCAACUGCCACUGCACUGAAUGCAGGAAACAAUCUGGCGCUCCUUACCAGAGCUGGGCUCACUUCCAUCGAGACGCCAUUAACUGGAUUGUUCAGCCUACCACUCGACGCUCCAGCAACAUCGCAACCAGGAGCUUUUGUCCUCGGUGCGGAUCCAGCAUCACUAUGGCUUACGAUGUCGAUCCCGAGAUGACAGGGAUUGCAGCCGGAACGAUCGACGAUGAUGCAUCGAUUCCAGAUCAGGUACCCAAGCCCGGUUUUCACAUCUUUCUUAAGGAAAAGGCGGCUUGGUUUGAUAUUCCUGAGGACGGGGCGGAGAGGUGGGAUUCUCAUCCGCCUCGGAAGGGUUGGGACAGUAGGAAAGAAAUCACUCGAGAGGGGCUGUAG